AUGACACCGACCCAUGCAUUCUUUAACCACGUAUCCCUCUUUUUCCACCGUGGAUUUCUGCUUCGUAAACAUAUAUAUCGUCGUCUCUUCAACAACACCCUUUCUUCUUCCUCAGCUUCUGGAUCUGAACUCGGCCAAGAGAAAGUCAUGCAUCAAACAAACAUGGUCAAGGCCAAUUCUAACUUGCAUAAAAGAAAGUCUAGUGAUGGACAUUCUUCUGCAUUCAAGCAGCCAGAGGAUAACAUUAGUAGAGACGAAAACUAUAAUGAGGAUGAAGAUAACAAUGAUGUUGGAAAAUACAUGGAUGAAGAAAAAGCAGGAGGAGAUUAUGAUGCAGUGGAUGACUAUCAAGACAAAGACUUACCAGGAGAUGAAGGUCCAACUGCUACAGAGGAGCAACCUCACAAGGGUCUGGUGACAAAAUUUGCAGCUGAAAAGAAUAAGCCUAGACAUUUCAUCCAUGGAUAUCACUUAAUACAAGGACAGAUGAACCAUGGAAUGGAAGACUAUAUUUUUGCUAAACACAGGAAUCUUGAUGGCUACGACUUAGGGUUGUAUGCAAUAUUUGAUGGUCACUCCGGUCAUGAAGUUGCAAAAUACUUGCAAAGCCAUCUAUUCGAAAAUAUACUGAGUGAGCCUGGUUUCUGGGAAUAUCCAGUGCAAGCUGUUAAGAAAGCAUGCAAAGCGACAGAUGAUGAGAUUUUAGAAAACAUAGCUGAUUCACGUGGAGGUUCAACAGCUGUUGUAGCAAUACUAGUCAAUGGAGUAAAGCUACUGGUAGCCAAUGUUGGUGAUUCUCGAGCAAUAUCAUGCAAAAAUGGUCUAGCAAAACCACUUACUGUAGAUCAUGAUCCAGAGAAGGAAAAAGCUCUUGUUGAGAGCAGAGGGGGUUUUGUGUCUAAGAGACCCGGGAAUGUUCCAAGAGUGGAUGGCCAAUUAGCAAUGACUCGGGCAUUUGGAGAUGGAAAACUGAAGGAGCACAUUACUGCAGAACCAGAUGUGACCAUUCGGAAGAUUGAUGAAGACACUGAAUUCAUCAUUUUGGCAAGUGAUGGUCUGUGGAAGAACCAUGGUCUGCACAAGCAGGUUAUGACAAAUCAAGAGGCUUGUGACAGUAUCAAGAAUGCGGAUGGUGCGCAGAAAGCAUCUAAGAAGUUAGUUAAAGAAGCUAAAUCUCUGGGAAGCUACGAUGAUAUUUCAUGCAUAGUGAUAAUGUUCUAG
Molecule: messenger RNA, 1221 nt
Organism: Sphenostylis stenocarpa
Lineage: Eukaryota; Viridiplantae; Streptophyta; Magnoliopsida; Fabales; Fabaceae
Source: the annotation of a GenBank genome assembly